This is a messenger RNA of Molossus molossus (Pallas's mastiff bat), 2740 nucleotides long. RefSeq names its product leukocyte immunoglobulin-like receptor subfamily A member 3. NCBI's taxonomy places the organism in Eukaryota, Metazoa, Chordata, Mammalia, Chiroptera, Molossidae. The transcript is spliced from 10 exons. Bases 130 to 1932 code for a protein of 600 amino acids. The record is from RefSeq and is a predicted model, not a curated record.
UGAAUUUUACUCGUCUUUUGCACACUGAGGACCAUGGGAGGAAGCACCAUGACCGCGACCCUCACUGCCCUUCUCUGCCUCUGUGAGCUCUGGGGAAAUGCAAACUGAUGGAGCCCCCUGCCCUCCCAGAUGCUGCUGCAGAGAAACCCCAGGACUCAGGACACUUCCUGGGGCCAGGACUUUGGGGGAGGAGAGGUGUGCUCAGCCCCAGGUCUGCCCCCCAGAGCUCAGGGGCCCAGACCAGGCCUGGAGCUUCUACGUGUGGUUUGGGAUGGUUCUCACAGGAACUCUCUUCCAGGGCUGUGUCGGGGCCCAUGGGACCAGGUACAGGCAGAAGUUGUCCCCAAACCCUCCAUCUGGGCGGAGCCAGGCCCCAUGGUCACCAGAGGAAGUCCUGUGACCCUCUGGUGUCAGGGGUCUCUACACGCUACUGCCUACAUUCUAUAUAAAGAGAGGGGCUCUGAGCCCUUGGAUACGAAGAUCCUACAGGAGUUCAGCAACAAGACCGGUUUCCUCAUUGAACCCGUCAGACAACAGCAUGCAGGGCUCUACAGGUGUGCGUAUUACAUCAGGAACAGACUCUCACAGCGGAGUGACCCCCUGCUCCUGGUGGUGACAGGAGUGGACAGAGCACCCUCCCUCUCAGCCCAGCCAAGCCCUGUGGUGGCCUCAGGAGGGAGCGUGUCCCUCGUGUGUAGCUCACAGGACACAUCGGGCACUUUCCAUCUGCUGAAGGAGGGAGGAGCUGACCCGCCCCGACACAAGGAACCGCAAUCAAGGUCCAAUGCUGGAAGGACCUAUGCCCAGGCCACCUUCCCUGUGGGCCCCGUGAACUCCUCCCACGGGGGGACCUACAGAUGCUAUGGUUCCCCCAGAUCCUACCCCAAUCUGUGGUCACACCCCAGUGACCCUCUGCGUCUCGAGGUCACAGGUGUGCACAGGGAGCCCUCCCUCUCGGCCCAGCCGGGCUCCCUGGUGCUGCCUGGAGAUAGCCUGACCCUGCAGUGUGGCUCAGAGGCUGGCUUUGACAGAUUCGCUCUGACCAAGGACCAGGGGCUCACACACCCCCAGCGCCUUGUCGGGCAGCACAGCCCCAACUUCCCCCUGGGCCAUGUGGACCACACCCAUGGGGGCCGGUACAGAUGCUACAGUGGACACAGACUCUCCUAUGCGUGGUCGGCCCCCAGCGCCCCCCUGGACAUCCUGGUCACAGGAAUGUACAGGAAACCCUCCCUCUCCAUCCUGCCGGGCCCCUCAGUGCCCUGGGGAGCGAACGUGACCCUGCAGUGUGGAUCUGAGAUCUGGUUUGACACCUUCCACCUGCACAGGGAGGGGUCUCUGGAUCCCCCCCAGCACCUUCCUGUGCAGAAGAUGACUGCACCCUCUCAGGCCAACUUAACCUUUGGUCCUGUGACCUCAGCCCACAACGGCACCUACAGGUGCUAUGGUUCACACAGUGCCUCCCCCUACCUGCUGUCACACCCCAGUGACCCCCUGGAUCUCCUGGUCUCAGGUCUCCCGUGGUACCUGUACGUCCUGAUCGGGGUCUCGGUGGCCCUCGUCCUGCUGCUCUUUCUCCUCUUCCUCUUCCUCCGACACCGGCGUCAGGGCAAAGGCAGGAUGUCAGUGGCUGCAGCGUCGGAACCCAAGGACAGAGGCCUGCAGAAGAGCUCCAGCCCAGCUACUGAAGUCCAGGAAGAGAACUUGUAUGCUGUCGUGGAAGACACACGGCCUCAGGAGGACAGACAGCUGGAGACUCAGGCUGCAGCACCUGAAGACCCACAGGACGUGACCUACGCCCAACUCAACCACUUGAGCCUCAGACGAGAGACAAGUGCACCCUCUUCCUCCCCAUCAGAGCCCACAAAUGAGCCCAGCACGUACGCUGCUCUGGCCAUCCACCAGCCCAAGAACCUAGACCCCACCCUCUAGGGAGGGGGUCUGCAGGGACCCUGGAAGGCACAGGAGCUGCCCCCUUGGACACUCAGCUAGUAGCCCCCACCAGCCUGAGGACAUGACAUGCCCCCAGCAGCUCCAGGACUUUGGGAAGUUGACUGCUCCCAGGACCUGCAUCGUUCCACAGGUGAUCUCCAGUCCCCACCAAAGUGACCCGGCAAACUGCAAGGACCCCAUGGGAUUGCCAUCAAGGCCUUGAUUGUGCAAGUGGCAACCUCGGGCUAGGGAAGACUACUGCCCAGCCACUGCCUCAGAGCCCAAGUCCCCACACAGGGACCAACCACAGGGCACAAGGUGGCUGCAACACUGAAGGGUUGCUCAAUUCCGAUUCUCAUUUCCUGAGACCCAGCCCCUUUCUACCGGGCCUGAUGCAGCUUCUCAGCAAAGAAAGGGAAGCCUGCUCCCCAUGUCUUCAUACUCCCAAGUACAGGGGGAGGGGUGCCUUUCCACAGGCCACUAACCCAUGCCCCACUUUAAAUCAUGACACAGAACUGGGAAUCUGCCCAUCAACCAUCUGGUAACAAGCUUUGAGAUGAGCCUGUAGAUCAUGUCCACCGCUGCCAAUUAAAACUAGCCAGCAACCUGAGGUGGACCAAACCAGAUCAGCUCUCAGCUCCCACCCAUCUUACUCUGACUUCUUGCCAGGGACCAGGGUAAAAGGGCUGGAGAUGGGACCUCCACUUGCUUCCUCUGCCUAGAAAGUUCAGCUUUCAGAACUUCUGUCUCGUCCGGUUUUGUUCAGAAUGCCUCUUUUAACUUCACUGAAAUUAAAAUGAUUUGCUUG